Messenger RNA from Ceratitis capitata (Mediterranean fruit fly), 3385 nucleotides. Its product is annotated as broad-complex core protein isoforms 1/2/3/4/5. Bases 577 to 3198 code for a protein of 873 amino acids. The transcript is spliced from 3 exons. Gene Ontology annotation, cellular component: nucleus. Gene Ontology annotation, biological process: regulation of transcription by RNA polymerase II. Gene Ontology annotation, molecular function: protein binding. The record is from RefSeq and is a predicted model, not a curated record. Lineage: Eukaryota; Metazoa; Arthropoda; Insecta; Diptera; Tephritidae.
UGGAGCGCUGUCGAUGAAGAAUGUAUUAUUUAUAAAUGCUAAUAAUAAUCGAAGCGGUUUAUUGUGAAGUGCUGACAUAACAGAUGUACAUUCAUUUGUGUUAUUAAAAGAUACACUAAAGAGUGAAUAUUAGAGAUAGCUUUACGAAUCGGCUUUUUGUUUUGUUAUGAUUCCGUAAUUCUAGUAGAGAAUGUUAUCAUCAUAUUAUUUACUCUCAGUUCUCUGCUAGUUCGAUGCAAAAAGAGCGCUAAAAGAGAACGAGUAUCUUUGCUGGUGUAUCUUGUAUCUUGUAUCUAGACAAAUCAUAUCUAUCAUCCGUGUUUGACGUUUCUACCAAAUGUCAGUGAAGUGAAAAUAAAAAAAAAAUAAACGAUAAGUGAAAAAGAUUUUGAUAUCAAAUUUGCAACCAGGACUAAGAAGUGCUACUUGAUUGGCCUGGUAAGCUUAGGAAGCGUACUUAAAAUUAUUUCUUCGAAUUGAGCCGUCUACAUAAAGCGUCACUUAUAAAACAGAAAAAAAUUAAUAGAAAUUAAUUAUUUUUACCAAACGCUGCUGUUGUAGCCAGCGACUGCAGUGAUGGACGACGAGUUCAAACUCUGCUGGAAGAACUUCCAGGACAAUAUAGCCAGUGGAUUUCAGAACUUAUACGACCGUGGCGAUUUGGUUGAUGUUACACUUGCUUGUGAUGGAAAAUUGUUGCACGCACACAAAAUUGUACUAGCUAUAUGCAGUCCAUAUUUUCAAGAAAUUUUCAUAACAAAUCCCUGCAAGCAUCCCAUAAUCAUACUCAAGGAUGUCACAUUCAACAUCAUGUGCGAGUUGCUGGAGUUCAUGUACCAGGGCGUAGUGAAUGUUAAGCACACAGAACUGCAGUCAUUCAUGAAAAUAGGCCAAUUACUGCAGAUAAAAGGUCUUGCCACAAAUGCCUCAUCAACAGCAGCGGGUACAAGUUCGACGGAGAGUAAAUCUGCUAGUCAAGCGCAAAAUAUCGAUGAAACGAGCAGUGUCGGUGCAGAUACGGAAAAUAAUAGUAGCGUGACCGCCGGUGGAAAAACUGGACCAAAUCGUACUGGCAGUGCCAGUGGUGAAGUGAAUAUUUCUGCUGAAGGUCUAAAAAGCGCAAAACUAUCAAAUCCCAUAUCGGUGAAAUCAAAUUCACCGGCCUCAUCACCAUCGCCAAUGGGUUUCAACGAAUCAUCAGCUACUACUAUUAAUCAACAAAGUUUUAAAAACUCACCUGACCAGAGUUUGCCUUUGCAUCCGAACUAUCAUGCGAGCGCAAGUCUUAAGCGCCAUUUGGAUUUAAAUAAUGAUGCGCUAUCAAUUUAUUCACGCAAACAAUUCCGUCGUUCAAUAACCUCCGCCGAACACAAUACCGAUCAUAGUGAUAGCGCCGAUGCGGAUGGUGAAUCCGAUUAUUUCCUACCGUCUAUACCGCACCUACCAACGAAUUCAUCAGCAGCGGCUGCUGCUGCGGCAUUUAGAGGUACCUUUAAUCCGGCUGCUUUUGGUUUCGAUUAUAAUUUAUAUAAAAAUAGUGGAGCUGGUGGAGUGGGUGCAAGUGGCAUUGGCGGUGCCUGUGGUGGCAAUACGCCUGGUGGUGGUGGUAGUACCGAAUAUCCAAAUGAUUUGCAUAUUCCAAGUGACUACUCGAAGAAUUUCGCAAAUCAUGUAGACAUUCCGCCAAACAGCAGUAAUGUGGUGAUGCUCUCGUCGACGUCUCUGUUGCACGGUAACUGCGUAUUCAAUCGCAACAACACCGUGGCCACACAGCAAGGUAUGAAAACCUAUUGGCUCUGCAAGUCCUAUCGCAUUAGUAUGUGUCGAGCACGUUGCAUAACACAUCAAGGACGUGUGAUAUCCGCUACUGGCGUGCAUAACCAUCCGCCACAUAUGCGAGGAGGUGGUCCUGUUGGCGGAAUAGGCAAUAAUGGUGGCUCAGGUAAUCCUAGCGGUGGUGGAAAUACCCUUGGAUUUCCCAUAGAUGGCAAUGCACAACAGUCCAAUUCGGUGGCUACAUCGAAUUCGCCAACAAUGAAUUUGAAUUCUCUUAAUAUGUCUGCGGUACUUUUGCCUAGUGGUGGUGGCAAUACUGUUGCAGGUGUAAGUGCUGGUGCGGCUGCACGGUUGCAUCAUGCAGCGGCUGGCAGUGCCAUUGGCGUAUCGAUGUAUUCACAGCAUAAUACUAUGCAUAAUUCGCCAGCACAACAAUUGCAGAUGCAUCAGCAGCAGCAGCAGCAACAACAACAGCAGCAACAACAACAACAAGAACAGCUACAUUCAGUAGGCGGCUCAACGUCACCGCCCAUGCCAGCGUCGCUAUUGGGCGGCAAUCCGCACAUGCAUGCACACACUUCGCAGGCGGCAACUAGUCUCUUAAUGCCACAUCACUCCACCGCCGAUAGCGGUAGUAUGACAGGCAAUAUACAUCAUCAUCACCAUCAUCAUCAGCAACACGCAAUUGGCAGCUCAGGAAGUGGCGCUGGUGUGAGUGCUGGAAGUAGCGCACAGGGCUUGCACUCAAACAGCGUAAUACAGAAUAUCUUGCAUAGUGCGAAUGCAUCCAAUGCCAUGCAUCAUCAUGGUCAUCAUGCACAAUUGCCACACAUGGCGCACUUGACGCAGCAUCAACAUCAUCAGCAUCAGCAUCAGCAUCAGCAUCCGCAUCCGCAUGGGCACCAGCAGCAGCAUCAUCAACAUGAAGCACAUUUGGAAAUAACACCGUUAAUGCAUUCACCACCACUACCGCCGCCACCGCCGCUGCACCUACAAAGUCCAUCGAAUCAAAGUAAUCAAUCCCAACAUGGCAGCGGUGGCGCCAAUUCGCUUAGCUCACCAAUAACAGGCACCACGACACCGGCAUCCGCUGGUCCCAGUGGUGGUAACGCACUCAAAUCACCUGCACAAACGAAUCUCAGCGAUGAAGCAAUUUGCGUGGCAGAACCACAGUCACAUUCAAAUCACUCAACGCAUUUGAGUGAGCAGCAGCAGCACCAGCACCAGCAGCAACAACAGCAACAGCAACAACAUAUGUUGAGCCAUGGCACAACACUCUCACCGUCCCAAAUGAAUUCAAAUACUGCCGUGUCUACACAUUCAACCGAUGGUACAAACGAGGCACAUCACCAGGCGCAUGUCAUUGACUCUAUAACGAUAUCCCCGAACGAAGGACAUAAUUUCAAAAUGGAAGACAUAUAACAGUGCUAACUUACCUAAUGGCAAAGUAUGAAAUACCCUAAUGUUAAGAAAACACUAGUGCAAUAGAUGCGCACAAAAGUUCUUAUUUGUCUUUUAUUAUUAUUAUUAUUAUUACUAUUACUACUAUUACUAUUAUUAAUAUGUAUAACACGAAAGCCAAUGGAAAGAUUAAAAAUGGAAAUUUAAG